Messenger RNA from Epinephelus fuscoguttatus (brown-marbled grouper), 2370 nucleotides. RefSeq names its product mitochondrial calcium uptake 1 (gene micu1). The record is from RefSeq and is a predicted model, not a curated record. Gene Ontology annotation, biological process: mitochondrial calcium ion homeostasis; calcium import into the mitochondrion. Bases 156 to 1619 code for a protein of 487 amino acids. The transcript is spliced from 12 exons. NCBI's taxonomy places the organism in Eukaryota, Metazoa, Chordata, Actinopteri, Perciformes, Serranidae. Gene Ontology annotation, cellular component: uniplex complex. Gene Ontology annotation, molecular function: calcium ion binding; L-lactate dehydrogenase (NAD+) activity.
UGUGGCCCCACCCCGCUGUCUGCACGGCUGUUGGUGAACACGGAACUGCUGUUUACGCUGCGCUCCAUCUCUGCAGAGACGGGAGGGGAGACGGCCCCUGAAACGCCGAAGACACUAUCAUUUUGGACUGACUGGCGUUUGUGUCAACACUGACGAUGUUUCGCUUGCGGGCGUUGUCCGCCGUUUCAGUGGGGCUAGCGCAGUUGUCCCGGCGCUACCACAGUGGGGCAGUGCGAGGGUCUGGCCGGAGGAGGCUAAUGUUGGCAGCCCUUGCUGGGGUAACUGGUGUUUCUGCUACUACUGGGCUGCUCUGGAAAAGAGCAUAUGCAGAUGCAGGGCCUUCUGUUCGACACACUGAGCCCUCACCGGAUGGAGAGGCGGCUGACUUUGUAAGGGAUGCAGAUUCUGAGACAGAGACAGAGAAGUCGGUGGAGGCCAGCAGUGGAGACGAAGACGCAAAUGAAGGUGGUGAGGGGAAAAAAAAGAAGCCACGCUCUGGAUUCCGUGACCGCAAGGUGAUGGAGUAUGAGAACAGGAUAAGAGCCUACUCAACUCCAGACAAGAUUUUUCGCUACUUUGCCACGCUGAAGGUCAUCGGUGAGCACGGAGACACUGAGGUUUACAUGACGCCCCAGGACUUCAUCCGCUCCAUCACACCUAACGAGAAGCAGCCUGAAAAUCUCGGCCUGGAUCAGUUCAUUCUGAAGCGCUAUGAUGGAAAGAAGAUCGCCCAGGAGAGGGAGAAGUUUGCAGAUGAGGACAGUAUCUUUUACACAUUGGGAGAAUGUGGCCUUAUCUCCUUCUCUGACUACAUCUUCCUUACCACUGUGCUGUCCACUCCCCAGAGGAACUUUGAGAUUGCUUUCAAGAUGUUUGAUCUGAACGGUGAUGGAGAAGUGGAUCUGGAGGAGUUUGAACAGGUCCAGAGCAUCAUUCGUUCUCAGACCAGCAUGGGCAUGCGACACCGUGACCGCUCCACCACAGGAAACACCCUGAAGACAGCUGGCUGCAGCUCUGCCCUCACCACCUACUUCUUUGGAGAAGACCUGAAGGGAAAACUCACCAUCGGCAGCUUCCUGGAGUUCCAGAGGAUGCUGCAGCAUGAUGUGCUCAAACUAGAGUUCGAGAGGAACGAUCCUGUGAACGACAGAAUCACCGAGCGACAGUUUGGGGGCAUGCUGCUGGCCUAUAGCGGUGUCCAGUCUCGUAAACUCAAGCUGAUGCAGAAGGGCUUGAAGAAGAUGUUUAAGGAUGCACAGGGCAUCACAUUCGAGGAGGUGGAGAAUUUCUUUACUUUCCUAAAGAACGUGAACGACGUGGACACAGCCCUGAGUUUCUACCACAUGGCCGGAGCCUCCAUAGACAAAGUUACCAUGAAGCAGGUGGCUCGCACCGUAGCCAAAGUGGAGCUGUCAGAUCACGUGUGUGAUGUGGUGUUCGCUCUGUUCGACUGUGACGGGAACGGAGAGCUCAGUAAUCGGGAGUUCAUAGCCAUUAUGAAGCAGCGGCUCAUGAGGGGGCUGGAGAAACCAAAGGACAUGGGUUUCACUCGGCUGGUGCGCGCCAUGUGGAAGUGCGCCCAGGAUACCGCCUGGGACUUUGCCACACCAAAGACAUAAUAGAGACGGGAGGUGAUGUGUGAGCAGCAGAGAAAGACAGCAUGUGAAUAAAGCAAGAACACCAGUAGCUUCAAAGACAUUCUCCUCCAACAGGUCUUGACAAUUUAAAGAGGCAAUUAAUGCAAUGAACUCAUUAGGACUGCAGCUCUGAGAGGCAUCAUCAAUCAUUAACGCAUGUCGCUGUUGCUCAGAUUGUCGAUAUAGUGACUGAAGCAUGCUGACGCAGCGCAUUGAUCCUGAAAGGAUUCUCUAGUAUGCCUGUCUGAGGCAUCAUGGGUGUUUGUACAUUUUGAAAUAUACAUGUUUAUUUUUGCCACAUGCUAGAGAGGAAUGCUGAGUCCGCAGGUAACUGUGUGACACUUUGUCAGACUCUAAAAACAAUAAGUUAUAUCUGCAUUAAACACAUUUUACUGCAAAAGCAAGAAGUGGAAUCAGUCUUAUUUGAUGUGCCGCUGUAUAAAUGCCACAGUAUGUCUGUUCUAUACUGACAACAGACCUUUAGUUAUUUCUUUGGUGGGACGGAGAGCAAAAGUCUGAUCUUGUUAGAAGCUUUUAUUUCAGUCCACAAGCUCCAGCUGCAUCUUUACCCCUAUCAUUUUGUCCCAUGAAAGAUCAAUGAUGCUUGUCUAGCUCUACAAUGUGUACUGUUCAAAGUGUGUAUUCUUCUAAUUAUUAUUGCCCACUGAAACACUUUAUAUAAGAUGGAUGUUAAAUGAAAUGCUCUAUUAAAGAUGUUUUUAAUAACGUAAAA